AUUAAUAAAGACUUAUCUAUACAAUCAGCUAUAAAUACUACCACAGUUAUAUAGAAUCAAUACCUAUAAGUUGCUACUAUAGUUGUUAAAUACGACAAUACAGAUACACCAUAAAUAAGAGAUUCAUGUGGCAAACUCAAACCCACGAUGACUACGUUCAGACCGAUGAUAUUCUUAACUACACCAAUCUGUAUUCAGUUUCUCAAAGAGUUACACCAACUAAUAGCAGUUACUCAAAUCUGGCUACCGUUAAUGCAGGAGUGACUGAUCAGCCCAAGUCAUCCACUAAACAACAAGACUGGGAUAAUACGUCUGAUAACAGUAAAGAACAAACUGAAAAGAAACAAGUUAGUGAUGUAACAACUUCUACAAAUAGCAAACCUCAAAUGAAACAACUAGGGGAAUCUAGUCAAGGACAUUUUUCACCUGUUUGUGUUUAUCUACACAAUCGGGUGGCUAUAAUGCUAGAGAUCGAAAACGUGGAAACUGUAACUGCUGAACAAAUUUGCGAGAGGAUCGUCAACAGUGAAGAAUUAGGAUUAGGAAAACAACUUUAUUCCCAAAUAUUCUCUUUAUGGAUGAUCAGUCCACUUUUAGAGCUUCAGCUAAAACCAACACACAAACCAUAUAGCAUCAGGAAAUGUUGGAGAUCUUUGCUAGAACAAUAUAGCCAUACGUCAUAUAAUAGACAACAAAGAGAUGAACCCAGAUUAGUCUUUCAGAGAAACAUAUUUUUUUCUCCCCAAUUGGAAGAAAAAAUUAAGGAUCAAAAGCUCAUCGAGCUGCUAUACGAUGAAGCUCGCCAUAAUAUUCUGCAAGGAAGGUAUCCAUGCGAGGAAAUUCACUACAUCAUGCUGGGAGGAAUUCAAGCGCGAAUAGAAUUAGGACCUUACAAUCCUCAACAACAUUCCAUUCGUUUCUUUAGAGAAGAGCAAGUUAAGUAUUUACCAUUGCAUAUAAGGAAGAGUUCCACUUGGACGUGGUUACCGAUCAGUUCCAAGAAUUCAGCGGAAGUAAAGUUGUUAGAACAAUUUAAGAGAAUUCCCAACGCUACAACGAAUAGGAAAUUAAUGAAGAAAUAUUUGGAAUUUUGUUGGUCGUUACCAUUUUAUGGAUCUGCAUUUUUUGAAGGCCAGAUAGAACAACCUGUGACAGGACUAACAUCUUUAUUAACUCAUCAAGAUCAACCAGUUUUAGUUGGAAUUAACUUUAAAGGUUUAUAUAUCAUCGAUGAUAUCCAAUGUGUGUUAUUACUAGGACUAAAAUUUGAAGAAUUUAGUUGGGAAUAUGCAAGACCCUCAAAAGAAGAAAAUCCCAAUUGUUUGCCGUGUUUGUUUAUUCAAUUUAACGUUGUUGAAAACGGCACAACUGUAUCAAAAAUAUUGCAAAUAUUUUCUAGACAAGCUAGUUUAAUGGACACCUUGAUUACUGCUUUUAUAGAACAAGUUAAAUCGAAAGUAAAUGAUGAAAUAGACAAACCUUUGGAUCAAAGUCACAAUGAGAUAGAAUCACACUCAUCAAUUAUGAUGGGAACUAUGUAUCCUUCAACUCUGCCAUGUCUUAAUAACAAACUUAACAGAUUGACAUUAGCUACAUUCGAUGAAGAGGGUCACUGUAUUGGACAAAUGGGUUCUUGGUCAUUCAGUUACUAAAGAUGGCAAUGACAUGGUGGUGAUAAUUCCAAAUGAUAAAAUAAUCUAUAAAAAAUAGAAACAUAUUGGUUUUGUGAAGCUGAUUCGUUAUGGAGUAUAGCAAAUAGUUACAACAGAUAUUAAAAUUGAAACAAGGAUUUUUUCCGUGAAUAAAUAACUCCUUUUUUAUUUGUUGGCGUAUUAAAUGUUUUUGUUAUAUUAUUAAUCAAAUAAUGUUUAAAUAAAUAAAAAAUAUGUAACAAAUUAAUA
Diabrotica balteata is the source of this 1901-nucleotide messenger RNA. NCBI's taxonomy places the organism in Eukaryota, Metazoa, Arthropoda, Insecta, Coleoptera, Chrysomelidae. The record is from the annotation of a GenBank genome assembly.